Clonostachys rhizophaga is the source of this 375-nucleotide messenger RNA. The record is from the annotation of a GenBank genome assembly. Lineage: Eukaryota; Fungi; Ascomycota; Sordariomycetes; Hypocreales; Bionectriaceae.
AUGUGCACCGGCCAACCCGUCCUCUACCACCACGUAGCCCCCUGCACCCGCGCCCCCUCCUACUCAAUAAGCUACACCUACUGCCCCUACGCCGUCCGCGACCCGGCCACCCUGCGCAUCGUGGCCACCUGCCCCGACGUCAUCCACAUUCCUUCGUCCUCGCCCGUCGGCACCGCGCCCUGGCCGCCCGGCUGCCUCAUCGUCUCCCCGGAGUGCUCCUCGGGCCUCUGCCGCCUCGAGGACCUCGACGGCGCCUGGGUGUGCUGCCGAUGCCGGCGGAGCGGGAACACCCACGUGUACUGCCUGCAGCCCAAGAGGGGCAGCCCGGAUACGUUUUGCUACCAUCGGGGGUGUACUAGGGCUUUCAUUUCUUGA